AUGGCUAAGAAGUCCGAUAGUGCAGCUGGCAAGCUAAUAACAGUAUCUGUCCUAGGAUUAUCUGGAGCGCGGCGCGCGCGGUUUUACCGCGCCCCCGCGCGGAAGGGCGCGGCGAACCGCAGGAUGCCGCGGGCGAAAACCGAUAUAACUCUGAUGAAUGAUAUAACUCUUACUCAAGUGACUUCUGACUUCAGCGGUCGCGUGGUGAACAACGACCACUUCCUGUACUGGGGCUGCGUGCAAAAGGAGUAUGAUGAAACUGAAUACCGCUUUGAAGUCGUUGAGCAGACGGAGUUUGUUGAUGACGCUUGCUUUCAGCCGUUUAAAGUGGGAAAAACAGAAACCUAUGUAAAACGCUGUGUUGCCACAAAACUCCAGUCAGCUGAGAAACUGAUGUACGUCUGUAAGAACCAGCUUGGCAUUGAGAAGGAGUAUGAACAAAAGACCUUGCCUGAUGGGAAGCUCAGCGUUGAUGGAUUUCUCUGCGUUUAUGAUGUCAGUCUGGUGCCGGGGAGAAGCUGGGAGAAACAGAACGACACCUUAGCAGCAAUUCUCCAAAACAUCCUGAAGCUCAAGAAACCAGUGGUGUUGGUAACAUCAAAGAACGACGAGGCGUGUGAACAGGGAGUUAGAGAGGCUGAACGGCUGGUGCAGAGGAAGGAGUUCAAAGGGUGCAUCCCGAUUGUUGAGACGUCCAGCCAUGAUAAUGUCAAUGUGGAACAGGCGUUCUGCUUGCUUGCGCAGAUGGUUGAUAAAACGAAAGCCAGAAUUAAGGUUGCCAACUACGCAGAGGCGUUGCGAAUAAGGAGAGAGACACUAGACUUUGUCACUGAGGCGUUCACGCAGCUCAUUAGAAUACACGUUCUGGACCACAAAGAGAUGUGGUCGUCAGCCAGCAAGAGAUUGUGUCAUUAUCCUGAAUGGGUCAAAUUUGUGCAGCAAUUUGGGAACGAUGGCACUCAAGUGGUAUUCCGGCGUCACAUUAGAAGGCUUAAAGAAGAACGAUCAGCUAAGAAACUUCGUAAGCAACUCGCAAAACUGCCGCAGGUGUUGUCUCGAAUGCAGCUGCCCACUGAUGGGCUUACCGAGGCUGACUGGCCCGUGGUAGUCCGUCAGCUACGAGCGCACCGAGAUUUCUCCGUGUACUUCAGCGCAGGCCGCGAAGGACGCGCUCCGGACAGCGGCUCCGAGUCCGGUUCUGAACUCGACAGCCCUCUGUCCCACGAUACCACGCUACGAGUCGGAGAGAGGGCUAAUCGAUACCAGACCUUGGGGCAAUCUCAGAAGAUACCGUAUGAGAUAUUGGAAACAAACGAAGCCGCGUCCGUUUUCAAGACAUUCCUGCACGAAUCUCAGGAGGAGCAAAGACAUUAUGAAUGGUGCCAACAAUUCAAGCGUCUGCUGGAAGAGACAGGCUACGUAACACCGGGGAAACAACUUUCCGAAGUCCGCGUACUGCUUAUGGGAAGGGAAUGCUACGAAGCUUUAAGCGAGGAUCAGCAACAACGAGUCUACGAUCAGCAUCAGAGGCAGAUACAACGUCGCGCUAAGCAUAAUUUCCAGGAGCUUCUUCUAGAGCACGCGGACCUAUUCUACCACUUCAAAAGCAUAUCCCCAACGGGCACAAUAACGCAGGAAGAUAUAAAAGAGAUUACAGACGUUCUCCAAGAUGAUUUUCGUUAUAAAAUGCUCGAUCGCAUGGAGCAAGAUCGGAAGUUAAUGUUGUUCCAACAUUUGGGAUUCGUGCAUUGUCCCAUGAGAGAACAUUGUCCCGCUGGUGCCAAUUGUUUGGAUGGAACUUUGCCUGUUAUUCUUAAUACCAAAGUUGGUUCUUUAACUUCGACUGGAGAGUCCCAGUGCCAUGCUGGCCCGCCGGCAGCGCCGUGGGCGCUAACGACGGAUUCCAAUCAAAUUAACAUUAUCAUUUUAGGGGUGGAAGGAAUAGCAGGUGAAUUCGGCAAGCGCUUACUAGCGGGAUGUGACGCGGACAAGCGCAUUAGCAUCCAGGGCCAGUCGUGGCGCGUCGAGCAGCGCGUGCGCACUGAUGAUUUCAGCACUGAAACCACUGCCAUUGACGAUUUCGCUCCUAAUGGGUAUUUCUGCGUUUAUCAAGACCAAGAGUCAUUCGAGUACAUCAGAGGGUGCGCCGAGAAGACGUUGUUGUCCAGUCUUGAGCAAGACGACAAACUGCCUUUUCAAGGUUUGCCUUUGGUUGUGAUGUUCGUUCAAGAUGAAGGUAUGGACAAGAAGGAGAUCACGAGACUGCAAGAGGAUGGCCAGAAUCUUGCCGACAACUUACACUGCUCUUACAUGGAAGCGACAAUCAAUGAGUUAGGCACAGAAGCUUUAACCGCGGAUGCGAUACAGGAGCUGAUCAGAGCAAACCGUGACAAAGCCAGUUACGCGCACUUGUAUAGAGAUCUUAUUGUGUGCUUCGACUCUGAUAUACGGAUAAUGGUGUGCAUGUUCUGCGACGACCCGUUCUCCCCUGAGCGCGUAUUGAGUCCUCUGCUGUCACAUCGCGCCUGCUUCCUCACCGGCGACCGUUCCAUUGUCAUUGAGACCUUCCUCGGAGACUCCAAGAGGAAAGUUGAGGUCAUCAUAACAAGCUACCACGGAGCGAGUCAGUUCAGAGAAGAAUUGAUUCAUGGUUUCAUCCUGAUCUAUUCGGCGAAAAGAAAAGCCAGCUUGGCCACUUUAAAUGCUUUCUCAAUGAACAUUCCCAACUUACCGAUUCAAAUGGUAGCCGUAACAGACGGCGGUGGCUCGGCAGCUAGUGCGUUCUUCGGCACAGAUUUAGGCCACGCGCUCAUCACUGAAGGCAACGCCACGGCCGACAGGCUGGGAGCGCAUUUCACUACUUAUACUUCAAGCGGAGAAAAUAAGUCGGCGUUCUACACACCGUUCUUCAAGGAGGUAUGGGAGCGCAAAGGCGAGAUCGAGCGUGCCUUCCGCAUGGAGCAGCCGCACAACCUUCCUGAUGUCGCCACCGCCAGACCUACGCCACCCCCUAGGAAUCACUCUUAUCAUCUUAACCACAAAAUGGAGCAUAAACUCACCAACUCGCUCGACCUCCUCAUCGGGCCGGAUUCACGGGCCGAUAUCGAUUCGGAAUACAGCGACACCUUGAAUAACUCCAAAAAUAGAGGUUUUUUGAAAGGAUUUAGUGUGUAUCCCCCGCCGAGUACCCCACCAGAGCCGGCGCCACCCGAUCACAGAAUGCACGAUUUGUCACCGGAUCUCAACUGCUCCGAGGAUUCUCUCAGCACGCACGAGUCAGAUGGAGGUGGCCUCUGGCAGCCUACAAGCUACGGUCACCGCGCUUUCACCACAGGACGGACAAGAGCCCAUCCGCAGCAACAGAGAGUGCGGCAUUCGCAAACUUUGAAGCAACCCGGCAAAUUGGAUUUGAACAAUUACACAAUGGUGAGCGACGCCCUGCAACACAUCACUAUUGGAACACCGCACACUAGAGACAGAAAAUCCCAGCGGUCCGGAUGGUCGCACUCGAGCAGUCAACCUGGCGGGCAUCACCAUCCUUCAGGGGUCAGCUCUGAGACUGAACUAGACGCACAAUACGCACAGAUUAAAGAUCCCAACGAAUACAUGGAAGCGCCGUCUAUGAUGCGAUUGAGAAGACACCGAAGGCAUGACAAAACACCGUUACAUCAACCUUCUUUCUCGGAAACCGACAGCUCCGGUUCAAGCGAAGCAUCAGGCGGUGGUGCUAGGGUCCACUCUCGUCGACGACAUAACACGCAUCACGCCCCGAGACACUAUAAGAAACGAUCGUUAGGUAACCUAGUAGCAGUGCAGAGUCCUCGAGUUCCAAAGCUGGGUAUGUUCGUUGGACCACCUGAACUACCCACUGGAUACAGAGCGAGGACACAAGAGGAUAAAGUAGCGAGUGACUCCAGUGAAGGCAGCUCUGAAGGCGACACGAGAAGACCAAGGCCGUUGCCCCCACCGCCGCAUCACGAACCUGCACAUAAGAUAUUAGGAGGCGAAUACCCGUCAUCUGCUCAAGAUAAUUCUUCAUCGAGUGCGCCCGACACCAGACGUAGACAACAUCCUUUUAGCAAGCAUGAUCGGCGACAUAAGGAAUUCUCAAAGAGCAAGGAGUCGAAGAAAAAUUCAACAACACAGCCGCCGCCACCGUCUGUCCAAAUUGGACCUGUGGGUCCGCAUGGAGUACCUCUAUUCGUAGAAAAAUGCAUAUCGUUCAUUGAGCGAGAGGGGUUGGCUUCCGAAGGUCUCUACAGGGUGCCCGGCAAUCGAUCACAUGUCGACAUGCUCUUCAAUAAGUUUUAUGAGGAUCCGAAUGUCGACCUGGAGUCGCUAGACAUUCCUGUGAAUGCGGUGGCAACGGCGCUCAAGGAUUUCUUCUCUAAGAAGAUGCCUCCAUUGCUCGAUGAGGCCAGCAUGCAGCAGCUAGAGGAUAUUGCAGCAAUGCGCGGCUGCAUCGCGGGUGGUGUGGAGCUGAAGGACCGCAGCUGGCGGCUGCUAGCGCUACGGUCACUGCUCUCUUCCGCGCUGCAGCCCACGGCCAGAGCCACUCUGGAUCUGCUGUUGGACCAUUUUUCCAGAGUGGCGGACAACUCGAAACUAAACUCAAUGGAUAGCAAGAAUCUAGCAAUUUGUUGGUGGCCAACCCUCUUACCAGUGCAGUUCUCCGACAUGGGUCGGUUCGAAAUGUGCCGACCGUACCUGGAGGAUAUUGUUCAGACGAUGAUUGAUCAACACCCUUUUCUAUUUCGAGGACGAGAGGCUUUUGUUAUGGUGUGAGAAUCACAUGAACCCACAAUGCAAGUUGCAUUCGUGAUGGACGACGUCUGACGUUUACGUGAUGUUCAGACGAACAUGGCAGUAUAGGUCGUUGAUCUCGCCGCAAGUGAGGUUAUACAUACGACAGGCAUAGAAUAAGUUUGGCUAUAUUGUGUACUGCGAUUACGGGCAACUUGAAAAGGCAAUUGUCAAAUGGAGAUGGUAUGCUGUCAAGUGGCUUUCCAGUUUGACCGUGUUAUAGCUAUUGUUGUUUGUAGGUUUUUAAUAAAUAACCAGUGUCUCAGUAUUGGAUGGCGAAUUUUUAAAGCGUUGUUUAGAGAACGCUAUGGUUUUU
Molecule: messenger RNA, 5119 nt
Organism: Hyposmocoma kahamanoa
Lineage: Eukaryota; Metazoa; Arthropoda; Insecta; Lepidoptera; Cosmopterigidae
Gene: RhoGAPp190
Product: rho GTPase-activating protein 190
Exons: 39
Coding region: 1-4785 (1594 amino acids)
Biological process (GO): signal transduction
Molecular function (GO): GTPase activity; GTP binding
Source: RefSeq, a predicted model, not a curated record